Effrenium voratum is the source of this 1688-nucleotide messenger RNA. Lineage: Eukaryota; Dinophyceae; Suessiales; Symbiodiniaceae. The record is from the annotation of a GenBank genome assembly.
CAGCCAUACGAUAGAGCGGUCCACCGUGACGUUCCGCCCGUGGAUGUGAGUGGCAUUCUGCCUGCAUGACGCGCCACGGCGGCUACGGCUGCGCCGAUGACGACGAUGACGCCCGGUCUGCUUUCCCACGCCUGGAGAACCGGUCCGCCGAGCCGGCGGAGGAGGGGAAGGUGCUUCUGAAGAUCCAUCAGCGCAGAGAAGACGCGAACCUCAGCUACGAGGUGUGGGCCUCCGGGGAAGGGAAGCCGGAGAUACCCAUGAACGUCUGCGCCACCACAGUGGCCUCCUGGAUUGAUGAAACCCUCGCGCGCAGGAGCCCUUGGCUCACAGAGUGCCUCGACGCCGUGGAAGGCGCUUUGGUCAGCCGCUCCUUGGCAAGUACCGAGGAGGAGGACUUUGAGGAGAUCUUUGGCCUGGAGGAUCAGCAAGGGUGCGGCGUGGCGUGCGGAAAGUUUGCGCCGAACAGCUUGGAGCUGAAGAUGCCCUCCCGCGGCGCAGGACACAAGCUCCUGGCGCCAGCCAGCCUCUUGCAGUGCCUGGAGUUUUGCGCGCCUGUGGGCACCAUGUCGCUGCGGAGCAAAGUGGCCGCAGCCGGCCUUGCCGGCGUCCAGCUCUUCAGUAUCCUCCUCUGGGCGGUGGUGCUGGAGCUCCCGGAGCUCGGGGAGGCAUGUCGCAACUUGGCGCUGCAGCAGCUCGACAUCUCCACGGUGGCCUUGGUUCUUGGCGUGGGCCAUGCUAUCGGCGACGGAGAGAUGCUGCGGCAAGCAUACUGGUGCGUACGCGAGACGCUGUGCAAUGCCAGCGGGGUCCCGGAGGAGUGGCUCAAUGGCUCCGGGGAGGUGCGAUUGCUCAAAGGUGGGUUUCUGGCGCACCGCUCGGUCUGCAAGACGCCUUUGAAGGUGCUUUCAAAGGCCUUGCUGGAAGAUGCCACGCUGAAGCAGCAGAAGUGGCUCACUGCCACGGACUGCUACACCCUGUGCCAGGUGCACCGGAGCCGCUCGGAGGACGGAGGCUAUCCCCACCUCUACGAGCUGCGGCUGGACCACUCGGAUGAAAUUCUGAUGACGGCGCAAAGGGAGGAUGAGCAGAGCCCAUGUCGCAUCUUCGCGGCGCAGGCAAACGCGGAGCAUUCGGAGCACUGCGAGGACUACCUGGGCUCUGUGGUGCCCAACUUCUGGGGCACCCUCUUCACCCUCUACGACAGCGGAGCUGAUGUGGAGGACCUGGCCAAGCGCGGGGAUUGGCUUCAGGGACUUCCGCUGAGGCCACGCAAGACCGUCUUGAAGAUUGGCUACGAGACCAACGUCUUUGGCGACUGCCCGAGGAAAGUCUCGGUGGAGUUUGUGCAGGACGGUGAGAGGCCCAGCAUGGAGAACCUGAAGCCGCGCUGGGACAAGAAACUGAACUCCUACGCGCUGCCCUUCUUUGGACGGGUGAAGAAAGCCAGCGCCAAGAACUUCCAGCUGGUGGUGAAUGCUGACCAAAACACCAUCUUCCUGAUGUUCGGGAAGAUCUCCAAGGAUGUCUUCUGCCUCGACUUCCGCGGCCCCAUCUCGCCCUUGGAGGCUAUGGCGAUCGCGUCUGCAGCCCUCGCCAAGAAGCGCGCUGUCAGCUGAGCCUUAGCCACCAGCGCAUCGCGUGGGUCGAAGACAAGCGGAGACGAGUUGGUCCUGUGUGUUCAGUGUCAU